CCACUCAAAUUCAAUCAAACCCAAAUCCAAAUACAGUUAAAACUAGGAAUUGGAUUUGACAGGAAUCAGAUUUGAUGCAUCAUCAAUAUCCAUCGUUGUGAUUCUUUUGUUUCUUCAAUCAUUUCUAUUAUUCUCAUUGUAAUGUACCGUUACCGUGCCAUCACGAUUAGUCUGUUACGAGCUGAUAACGAAAUCUUUCUUGUUCUCCUAUUAUGCCACAUUUGUUAGAUAAAUAAAAAAGCUUUUUAUAAAACGAAACUUUUGAUUCCAAUGAGCAGGGCGCAAAGGUCUUGCCCUGCCCUGUGGACAUCUCUGAUUAGAACCACCAAAUAUUAAUGAUAUUGAAGUGACAGUUCUUAAAUUAAAAGAAGUUUAUUAAAGAUUAACUUUUCUUAUUUCUAUAAAAAAAAGUAAUUUUAAGUUGGUGCAUUUACAAUUCAUAUGGAUCAUGAUGAAAUUCGUCCAUUUGAUGGAGAUUUAACAUUUUUUGGGAAAAUAAUGGCAGCAUUACCAAUUGAUAUUGAAUUAUCACGUUUAAUUGCGUUAGGACAUGCAUUUGGUUUAGUUUAUGAAGCUCUGCUUAGAAGUAAAUUUAAUUUUGUUGCUGGAACAUUUUGUGGUUGUCAAGCAUUUUUAAAUGUUUAUAAAACAUGGCUUUAUCAUGAAAGUAAUCAUACAUUUUUACUUAUUGAUGAAUUACGAAAUCGUUUACGUCAAUUACAUAUAUUUGUACCACGUAAUGUUGAAUCAGAUCAAAUGCAAAGACAAAGAAAUCCAAUUACUCAACAACAAAACUUCUUAAAUUUUAAAAUUAUAAAUGCUGGUGCUUUUUAUCUAGAUUAUUAUAUUCGAGAACCGAUCGAAUCUGAAACUGUCGAUUGA
Rotaria sp. Silwood2 is the source of this 882-nucleotide messenger RNA. The record is from the annotation of a GenBank genome assembly. Lineage: Eukaryota; Metazoa; Rotifera; Eurotatoria; Philodinida; Philodinidae.